CAAGCUGGUGCGAAACAGAGACACCAUGGGCCUGCCCACUUGAGCAUGAAGCAUUGACGCGACCGUCGUGUGGUGGCGCUGUAUGCCAUGAUACAUGCACAGGCCUAGACGAUCGAUAGGAAAGACAAAUUGCGUUGAAUUCUGGCGUCGCUUCAGCUAACUGGCUCAAAUCAAAGUUCCCCAUUCAUGGAGCGCAUUACGUGAGGCUUUGUGAGGAAUAUGCUGCUGCCGCUCCUCUUCGUCGCGCUUGUCCCUGUGGAGUGGUGUAGCUCACUUCGCUACUAUUACAAGUCUACGGAAAAGGAGGACUUCCUCAUCGGAGCGCUAUUACCCAUCCAUCGGCCUCCGUACACCACCGAAAGCACCACCAGUAGCUGCGGUGGAAUCUGGGAACUACCGGGCAUCCAACGAUUCGAGGCCGCGCUGCAGACCGUGGACGACAUCAACUCGCGGCCAGACCUGCUGCCCAACUCGACGCUCGGCAUCCAGGUGCGUGACAGCUGCCAGUUCACGGCCAUCGCGCUCGAGCAGGUCUCCCAGAUUAUUCGGCGCUCGGCGUGGUCCAAGGUCGAUUACCGCGAGGAACCGCAUCCGUACCACCGACCGCCGCCUGAAGACGAUGUCGUGCACGCGGCGCGGUGUGAAGACGCGAGUCCGGAGAAAAACCUGGUGGCCGUGGUCGGCCCGCUGCUCGAAGGAGGCGCAGCCGACGUUCACAGCCUGAUGAGCCUCUUCAAGAUUCCUGUGGUCGGCUACGCGUUCGACGGACAGGAGCCCGACUUGAACUCGAUGCUGGGCUACUACGUCAGCGUGGCACCCUCGAAUGAGUCGACGCAGGCACGAGCCAUGGCCGACCUCGUGACCUACUUCAACUGGACCUACGUCUCUACAGUCUUCACCAACGAUGUUACAAACGAAGCCGCCUUGACAGAGUUCAUGACGGUGUCCAAGGACCGAGGCGUCUGCAUCGCGCACUUUUUGGCGCUGAGCUCCAGCGCGACCAACGCGGAGUACUACGAGGCGAUCGCCAACCUGCAGACUUACGAGAGCAGCCGAGUGGUAGUGUGCUUCUGCACCUCCAUCACCGUCGUCAGGCUGCUCACCGUCAUUCGUGACACGAACAUCACGGGACGCUUCACGCUCGUCGUAAGUGAAUCAUGGAUGGCGGACAAAGAACUUCUGACGGGCCUCGAAGAACAAGCGGCCGGUAGUCUGGCUUUCCGCAAUCACGUAGAGCCAGACGAUGAGUUCAAGGCAUACUACACCAGCCUCAACCCAAGCAACAACGUCAGAAACCCGUGGUUUACUGAGUUCUGGGAGGCCAAGUUCCAGUGUUCACUUGGCCGUCAAGAUGGAACUGCUGAUAAGUAUGAACGGGAAUGCACAGGUAAAGAGUCGCUCAGCGAUGGCUAUGAGCAAGACGCACAAAUUGACGGAGUCCGAAGUGCCAUCUACCUGGUCGCUCGGGCACUGCACAACAUGCUGCAAGACUACUGCCAAACGAGCGCCGACAAGAAUUGCUAUAGGCACAUCCACGUCAGCGGCGAGCAGUUUUUCGACUACCUCGAAGACACGGCCCCUGUCUACCAGCGAAGCAUACCUGAGCUCAAUAAAACACGCAGUGCGACCCCGUGGUACGACGUGGUUAACUUUGUGAAGUCCGAUGACAGCAAAUACGACAUUAAGACCGUGGCCACGUGGUCUGACAACCAACUCACGGUGCUCAAGACGCCCCUGUGGAACGCGAAGGGCAGUACCGAGGUUCCCGUGUCCGAGUGUGGAAUGCCGUGUCCCGUUGGGCACGUCAAGGUUCACCAAUCGAUCACAAACCCGUGUUGCUGGAAAUGCGUCCCCUGCGCCGACAACCAGUACGUGGUGGACGAUUACCUCUGCGCCCAGUGCAAGCAAGGAACAUGGCCGAAUGAGAACAUGGACGGUUGUGAUUCGAUCCCUCAGAAGUACGCACAGUGGACCGAGACCGCGUCCAUAGUGGCCAUGGUCAUCUCGGUUCUAUCCAUUGUAAACACAGUCUGCACAACGGCGAUCUUCAUCCGGUACGCCCACUCGCCCAUCAUCAAGACGACAUCGCGAGAGCUGUCGUUCGUCGUGCUCGCGGGUGUCCUGCUCAGCGAGGCCGGCACCUUUGCCGUCAUCUCUAAACCUUCCGUGGUGUCCUGCCUCCUCGAGCGACUCUGUCCCGUGCUAGGAGUGGCCACGGUAUACGCCGCCAUCUUCGCCAAGACCUACCGGCUCUGCCGAAUCCUGUCGUCGACCGAGAGGCAGGGCUCCCCUGCUGCCGUCAACGUGAGAGUCGUGAGCAGCGGGACCCAGCUGGCCAUCGCGGGAGGCCUGGUCGCCGUGCAGUUCUUCACCACGGCCGUCAUGCUCAUCUUCCAAAGACCGGGAACCAUACAAGUCUACCCGGCACCGAAUCGUUCCGUUCUUAUCUGCGACUUGACCGAACUCGCCUAUCUGCUGCCAUGGGCGUACAACUUCCUCCUGAUCGCCCUGUGCACGGUGUGCGCCUUCAGGACCAGGAAUCUACAGACCAGCUUCAACGAGGCCAGGAUGAUCGGUUUCGCGAUGUACGCGACCGUGAUCACAUGGAUCGCUUACGCGGCCGUCUACGUCGGUAGCGAGAACAACCGAAAGUUGUCGCUCUGCCUGGCCAUAAGCGCGUCCUCUCAAGUGCUCAUCGCGCUUCUCUUCCUGACCAAGAUAUACGCCGUCCUCUCCGAGCCCGUGAAAAACGCCUGCUGCAGCAUGUUCGGCGCUCGACCAGAAGCGACCAGCACUGUCUCAAUAGUCCACGAGCUCGGGCAUGAGGGCCCGCAGAGCUCCAGCAGGUCGCUCGAGAGCUUGGCGCAAGAUAAAAUAAAGUGAUUUGCGUUUUGUG
Dermacentor silvarum is the source of this 2896-nucleotide messenger RNA. Its product is annotated as metabotropic glutamate receptor 5. NCBI's taxonomy places the organism in Eukaryota, Metazoa, Arthropoda, Arachnida, Ixodida, Ixodidae. Gene Ontology annotation, molecular function: G protein-coupled receptor activity involved in regulation of postsynaptic membrane potential; adenylate cyclase inhibiting G protein-coupled glutamate receptor activity. Gene Ontology annotation, cellular component: postsynaptic density membrane. Gene Ontology annotation, biological process: G protein-coupled glutamate receptor signaling pathway; regulation of synaptic transmission, glutamatergic. The record is from RefSeq and is a predicted model, not a curated record. The coding region runs from base 220 to 2883 and encodes 887 amino acids. The transcript has 10 exons.